Messenger RNA from Ctenopharyngodon idella (grass carp), 1814 nucleotides. It is a transcript of the gene ccr8.2, whose product is annotated as cabz01093075.1. Bases 136 to 1410 code for a protein of 424 amino acids. Gene Ontology annotation, cellular component: membrane. The transcript has 4 exons. The record is from RefSeq and is a predicted model, not a curated record. Gene Ontology annotation, biological process: chemotaxis; G protein-coupled receptor signaling pathway; immune response. Lineage: Eukaryota; Metazoa; Chordata; Actinopteri; Cypriniformes; Xenocyprididae. Gene Ontology annotation, molecular function: chemokine receptor activity.
CUUUAUGUUCAUUUGUUGGUAAAGUCCUAGCCCCCACUUUCAUUGCAAACCUGUCCUAUGAGUUUGAAAUGGUAGAAAGGGUUAUGGUUUCACACCUUUUUUUAAGGUUGGUAAACCAGCUGUUGAAAACAUUAAAUGUCACAGAAUAAGUCUGAAUGUCACAGGUGGUUUGCACCACAGAUCGAUGCUCAUAAUGCUCAUAGUAAGAACACCUCUGGUUCCCUGAAUAUGAAUUCUACAGCUGCCUUGCUGAGGACCACUGCACAGCCUCAAUGGACUGAGAUGGUGACCAACAGCACCCUUGAUCUAAAUGAUCAUGCAUCAUCCAAUUCAAGUGUGAAUGGACAAAGUGCUGAGGAGCCAUAUACUGAUGUGCCAUAUGACUAUUCUGACUACUAUAAUAAUGAAAACUUGGAUUCACAUUCCUGUGUUUAUGGAAAACAUGGAGCUAUCUUCAUCCCUGUGUUAUACUCCCUGUUUUUUGUGGUGGGCUUUCUGGGUAACACACUUGUGAUCUGGGUGGUCUUGUUGGGUGUGAAGAUGAGAAGCAUGACUGACAUCUGUCUCUUGAACCUGGCUAUAGCUGACCUGCUGCUGGUCUCCUCUCUUCCCUUCCUGGCACACUAUGCCAGAGACCAGUGGAUCUUUGGAAAUGUCAUGUGCACUAUGGUCCUCAGUGUCUACUACAUUGGAUUCUACAGUGGGAUAUUCUUUAUUGUACUGAUGAGUGUUGAUCGAUACUUAGCUGUAGUUCAUGCUGUGUUUGCCUUGAGAGUCAGAACAAGGACAUAUGGGAUCUUAGCCAGUAUGGUCAUAUGGAUCAUUGCUGUUUUUGCAUCCUUUCCUGAGUUGAAGUACCUCAAAACCACAGACUUAAAUAAUCAUUCUUUUUGUACACAUUAUCCAACAAAUGAUCAAUCUUCUUAUCAUUCUUCAAAGAUAAAUUGUAUCUUUAAAAUGAAUGCCAUUGGUUUAAUUAUCCCACUUAUUGUGAUUGGAUUUUGUUACUCAAUGAUUCUGAAGAGACUCCUGACAGUUCGCUCUUCCAGGAGGCAGGCCAUGCGUCUAGUUAUUGUGGUAAUGGUGGUCUUCUUCUGCUGUUGGGCUCCAUACAAUCUUACAGCUUUUGUGAAAGCCUUGGAGCUAAAAGGAUACAUACCUGUAUCCUGUGACAGCAGUAAGGCAAUCAAUUUAAGUCUGCAAAUCACAGAAGUUUUAGCUUACUCACACAGCUGCCUGAAUCCAAUUCUCUAUGUGUUUGUGGGAGAAAAAUUUAGGAGGCAUCUUUUCAGACUCCUGUACAGGACACCCUUCAGUAGAUUGCAAUUCAUGAAGAGUUAUAUUAUGCAGGCCACGGGAUCUGUUUACUCACAGACCACUAGUAUGGAUGAGAGAUCCGCUGCAGUGUGAGCGGAUAUGAACAUCUAAUAAGGAUUUACUUGGAUAGAUAGAAAAAAGGUUUCUUUUCCAGUAUAUCUACUGAUACACAGUCACAAUUUAGCUUUUUUUUUUCUUUUUCCAAAAUUGUAUAUAGACAAAGAACUUUUGAACAGGAUCAUACAAUGUCAUGCACAAGCCCCAUAGUGUUAUUUGUGCAUAUAUUUGUAAAUGUUUGUAUUUAGAUUUCUUAUCUUUUAUUUUUUUAUUUAGAAUUUUUGGUUGUUUUCUAGCAGCUAUAUGAAUUUUAUAUUUGACAUGUAUGCAUAUAUUUUACUGUUACUGGCUUUUUUGUUUAUUAAUAUUAUAAUGAAAUGAACUAUAUUUUGUUAGAAUAAAUACAUUUAAUAAAGAUGUAUAUAAGUGUCUGACUCUCA